AUGGCGCCAGCUGCCUUUUGGAAUUCGCCGCCGACGGUUUGCGUGAUGGAUGCGUCGGGCCGAUUGGGCUCCGCACUCGUCCACCGCCUUUUGCAGCGAGGAUACACCGUCCACGCCGCCGUGCACAACCACGACGAGUUGACGUGUUACGAGAGACAAUCUAGCGAUAACAAGAGGUUGAGAGUUUUUCAGUGUGAUACAUUAGAUUAUCACAGCAUUUUGGAAGCACUUAAGGGAUGCUGUGCUUUGUUCUACUCCUUUGAGCUACCUUCAGAUCACCCAACCUAUGAUGAAUGGAUGGGUGAAUUGGAAGUUAGAGCUGCACACAAUGUGCUGGAGGCGUGUGCACAGACGGACACCAUUGACAAGGUGGUUUUCACCUCGUCUGCUACGGCUGUAAUCUGGCGUGACCAUCAACACGAUAGCCUCCCGCCCGACAUGGAUGAGAGAAAUUGGAGUGACGUUAACUUUUGUAAAAAGUUCAAGUUAUGGCAUGGGCUUUCGAAAACAAUAGCCGAAAAGACAGCUUGGGCUCUUGCCAUGGACAGAGGUGUGAACAUGGUCUCGAUAAAUGCAGGCCUUUUGAUGUGCCCUGAUUUGAGCAUCAAGGAUCCCUACCUUUUGGGGGCAGCCGAGAUGUAUAAGGACGGUGUAUUUGUCACGGUCGACCUCAAAUUCUUGGUCGAUGCCCACAUUUGCGUUUUUGAGGACCCUUCUUCCUAUGGCCGAUACCUUUGCUUUAACCGAAUCAUUAACUCGAGUGACGAUGCAGUCCAGCUGGCGACCAUGCUUUUGCCACCAUCAUCAUCGGACAUGUUGGAGGAUGAGAGGUGCUAUCAGCAGAGGAUUAGUAAUGAGAAAUUGAGCAAAAUUAUGGUGGAUUUUGAGAGUGGAUUAUCAAUUUCAAACAGUGUUGAAUGA
Messenger RNA from Striga hermonthica, 921 nucleotides. The record is from the annotation of a GenBank genome assembly. NCBI's taxonomy places the organism in Eukaryota, Viridiplantae, Streptophyta, Magnoliopsida, Lamiales, Orobanchaceae.